Messenger RNA from Emiliania huxleyi CCMP1516, 789 nucleotides. RefSeq lists its product as hypothetical. Bases 1 to 789 code for a protein of 262 amino acids. NCBI's taxonomy places the organism in Eukaryota, Haptophyta, Isochrysidales, Noelaerhabdaceae. The record is from RefSeq and is a predicted model, not a curated record. The transcript is spliced from 4 exons.
AUGAUGCGCCGCGACGUGAGCGGUUGCGUUGCCGGGGCCGCCUCCGCUGAGGCUGGCUGCCACGUCGGCGCAUAUUGCCCUUCCUACCACACGGAGCGGUGUGCGAGGUCGCGCGAAACCUCGCCGACCGACUACAAAGACUGCUGCAGCGAGCAGGAGGUCGUCGCGGGGCCUUUCUGCGAACCCGUCGUCGUCGGCUGCCGCGCCGGCGCACGCUCCGCCCUGGCGGCGGAGGUGCUGAUCAAGGCGGGCUUCAUAGAAGUCAAGAGCGUGGAGGGCGGCAUCCGGGCCUGGGUCGCGGCAGGCUGCCAAUCGAGCCACGCGAAGGUGUCCUUCCAGCGCGUGCACGCUUCUGACGGAAUGCGCGUCACAAACUGCCUCGGCGACUGGCUGCUGGCACUCUCGAGGCUAUGCCUACACAGCCUCGCGCGCAUGGGCAGUCAGGAGGGACCAUGCACCUUCUCCGGACAGCGCCGGUCCCUCUCUCUUGGACCGGCAAACUUGGCGGUCUCGUGUCACCAAUGUGGGACCAGUGCGGCGGAUCGCGCCAUCGACAGCUCUGAACUGCGCCUCACCACUGACCGGGAAGGCCGCCAAGUGGGCCAGCACCGGUCACACAUUGUGGCAGCAGUCAGCAGUUAUCUGAUAGCUAGAGCAGCAGCGUCAGGGUCGCAGGGUUGGAUCAUGUCAAGCCUCUCGCCCGGCCGGCCGCGUGCAGACGUCGGCCUGUCUGCUGUCUGGAGUGAUCUGUCGGCGGUCAGUACGACCGAUCAGGUCGGAGUUUUCUGA